Lachancea nothofagi CBS 11611 is the source of this 2613-nucleotide messenger RNA. The record is from the annotation of a GenBank genome assembly. Lineage: Eukaryota; Fungi; Ascomycota; Saccharomycetes; Saccharomycetales; Saccharomycetaceae.
AUGGCAUCUGUAGCAUCUUUGGGCGCCGAUUGGUGUCUCACUGUUGAAUACUCCAAGGAAAAUCUCACGCAAUUGCUCACAGAGCUGUCAGCCAAGGGUCUACAUGCCUUGACAAGGCCAGGGCACAGUUCUGGGCUUGUGUACGUAUUUGUGAGCGACCAGAAUAACAAAUUACCGCUGAUAGUCUCGCACCUAAAGUACGUUAUCAAUGUUGUGCAAAUGGCAACGCCAGAAACUCGGCAGCAAAGACAAAAGUUAGCGCAGCGACUAGUGACCGGCUCCUUGGUACCAUCUGGAGAAGACCUUGUGCAAGUAAGUCAGACGACUGGAUCGCCUGAGAUUGGCAUGUAUUUUGCUUUCUUGAAGUACUACACUCGCUGGCUUAUGAUUUUGGCAGUCGUGGGUUUGGCCUUCCGUUUUUUUGACAGCCAAUCGUCCGCGUGGGAAUUCAACUUUAGUUACACAAUUCUCGUUGCACUGUGGGCCAUUGCAUUUGUUGCAUCGUGGAAAGACAAGUUCCGGUCCAAAUAUGGUGCCCAGCUUCAGUACGUGCCCUCCCUGGCACAGUUGAAACCUACUACAAGAUUGGUUUUCGUGAAAAAGAUGUGUUUCAUGCCAAUUGCACUACAGUUUGCUGCGUGUCUGGUUUCUUUCCAGUUUGUGUGUUUCUUACUGGAGAUUUUUAUCACUCAAAUUUACCAGGGCCCUCUGUCGAAUAUCUUGGCCUUGAUUCCCACUGGGUUAAUGGCCGUCUACGUUCCCAUUUUGACCAUGUUUUACGACUUUGUGUUGGACAAGUUGAUAGCGUGGGAGAAACCUGCAGAUCCCGUUCAGUCCAAACUCGAGAAAAAAUUCGUCUUGACUUUUUUAACCAGCUAUAUGCCAUUGUUCAUCACACUCUUUGUCUAUCUGCCUCUUGGACAUCAUAUCAACGCCCAAUUGGAGGUGUUGGCUCGUUUCUGCGCUCAAUAUCACAUUCCUGUUCUGAAGUCCGACUUCAAGGUCAACACCGGUCGCUACCAAAACCAGUACUUUUUCUUCAUGGUUACCGGCCAAAUAAUUGCCCUCCUUGUGGAAAAUGUGCUACCUCUAGCCUUAAAUAAGCUACUACCAAAAUUAAAAGGACUCGAUAAGCCUAGCUCCGCCGUCAAGCAGGCUGAAAUGAAGGUCUCUAAGGAAUACCCCGAAGAUGUUGAGAUUUGGAGGCAAGCAUGUCAAUCCAAUUCGAGUGCUUGGGGUGAGUUUGAUGUUAAUACCCAAACGCAUAAAUUGAUAAUUCAAUUUGGUUAUGUUACCAUGUUUUCGUGUAUUUGGCCGCUAGCUGCCUUGUGUUGCGUUUUUUUCAACUUAAUUUGCAUGAAAUUGGAAAUCUGGAGAUGCUUGAACAAGUGUGUUAUUAAAAGAUUGCCAAACACUGAAUCAUCUGGUCUGUCUUCGCAGUCACUUUCACAGAACAAAGCGAUUUCCUUCUGGGAUGUUGUUUUGAAUAUCAUAUUGUGGAUUUCGACUCUGGUCUCGCCAGCUCUAGUAACAAUGUACAGAGGACCAGCCGGUGGAGGACUAACAAUGGUUUUAGAGAAACGUGAACUCUGGCAUCUACAGUCUGUUGUGCACCUCGACUGGAAGCUGGUACUCAUCAGCGCGUUUGUUUUUGAGCAUUUGGCUGUAUUAUGUUACUUGGUUAUGAGCGAAUUAAUAGUGCUCGGAAAUCAAAAAGGCUCUGAGAGGUUUGUUACCGCUGAGAAACUUCAAGAACCACCUCAUAUUGAUCUGAGCAAAGUUGUGCAAGAAACUGCAAAUUUUAUGGAUAGCUCUAAGAAGGAUGAUGAGCCCUCGACCGUUGCAUCGAAAGCCCAGGUAUCAACGAAAGAUAGCGGGCCGCAAACUUCCGUACCCUCAUAUACGACAAAAUCAUCCGGUUUUGAAAGACCUAAAGAGGCUGCAGGCCCGUCACAGCCAAGAAAUACUGAAGAAAGUCAAUCAAAUGUCACAAUACCUGUUGAAAAGAAUGAAACUUCAGGCCAGCUAAGUCAACCUAGUCAAGCCAGCAAGUCUUCUGGUUCCUUAUCAUCACCUGUCGCAGGUGCUACUGUCCCUGACACUAUUCCCACGUCAAAAAACUACCAUUUGAGGUUCGAGCAAGGCAAUAAGCCUAUGAACUCGGAUUUAGAAGAUCGUCGAAGCUCCAAUACUAGUAAUGUACAAAGUAGUUUGGAUAGCGCAACACAAGAUGAGCGGGGUGGUGAAUCCUCUCAAAAAGAAGUUAUUCCGAAAGUGAUCACCACGUCGCCAUCUGAUGAGGCGAUGGCUGGUGAACAGUUCGUUCCCUCUCAAGUUGCAGACACCUCGAAAGAGCAUGUUGCCGAUAUUAUGAACGGAGGGGGUUCAUCUCACGGGAAUGCUCACGAGAGUCGUGACACAAGAGAAUUGGGGCCAGCAGAAGAAUUAGGCGCAGAGAAGGACAGCGAUUACCAAUCUGAGCACUCAUCUCCCACUGUUUCGAUGAAGCACACUCAGGCGUCGCACACGCCUCGUAAACAUGAAUCAUCGUCAAGGAAAAUAAUUAAAGAGGUUCUAUCGCCAUUGGGCAAACUGAAAAAGAAGUUCCCUUGA